Messenger RNA from Trichomonas vaginalis G3, 3921 nucleotides. Its product is annotated as surface antigen family. Bases 1 to 3921 code for a protein of 1306 amino acids. The record is from RefSeq and is a predicted model, not a curated record. The transcript has a single exon. NCBI's taxonomy places the organism in Eukaryota, Parabasalia, Trichomonadida, Trichomonadidae.
AUGUCUCUCUUUAAAUUUGAUUUUGGGAUAGUAUAUUCAAAUCAUCACUCACUGCAUGGUUCAGAAACACUAAUUGGAGAUGGUUUUUAUGAGAUUUCAGGAGAUGGCGAAGUUCCCGAUUUUUCUGGUCGCUCUGAAUUCAAGGCUGUCAAAAUAUCAGGAACAUUCACAUCAUAUCGAAGUGGAUGUUUCUCACAUUGUCCGAAUCUCAACAAAAUACAUGUUACAGCUCCAAUCGAAUACAUUGAUAAAAACAUGUUUUCUAACUCGCCUAUCACAGAACUCAUUUGCGAUCAAUGCGUUCGCAUUGGUGAGAGAGAAGCUUUCUCAAUGCUGACAACACUCAAGAAAGUUGAAUUCCCAAUUCUCAAAACUCUCAAUGAAAAGUGCUUUUGGAACUGCAUCAAUCUUGAAGAAGCCAUAUUUCCAUUUGUUAAUAAAGUCACAGGGAGUGAUUCAUCGUAUUGUUUUGGCAACUGCUACAAUCUUAAAAAUAUUCAAUUGCCUUCAAUUCAAACACUUUUAUCGAGAGAUUUCCAAAACUGCGAAUCAUUAAUCGAAAUUAAUUUUCCAAAAUUAGAGACUGCAUUAGAAUUUCCUUUCAUUGGUUGCACAAGAUUGAGAAAUAUCAAUUGUCCUCUUCUUCGCUUAGCACGUAAUGGAAUGUUUUCAGGUUGUAGUUCAUUGAUUGAAAUAAAUUUACCACUAUUAGAAACAGCAACAGGACCAAACAAGUUUUCAAACUGUGAUAAUAUUGAACUUAUAAAUAUUCCAUUAAUUACAAUAAUAAGAGAAUCCGAUUUCUAUAAUUGCAAAAAAUUGAAGAAUCUAACAUUUGGUAAUAACUUUACAGAAAUUCAAUCAUAUGCAUUCUAUGGUUGUUUCCGCCUAAUAUCCAUUAAUUGUUCGAAACUGAAGAAGAUUGAAUCUUAUUCAUUUAUGAAUUGUAUAUCAUUAUUUAGUAUUGAAUUUAAUGAACUUGAGUACAUUGGUGAAUUUGCUUUUAAAAAAUGCACAAAUUUAACUUCAGUGAAAGGAAAUAAAGUGGGAAUAAUCUAUCGUAUUGCAUUUUCAGAGUGUACAAACCUAGAAGAUUUCAAUGUAACUCAUGUUUUUGAAGUAUGCGAGGACACUUUUGAAUAUUGUAUCAAUCUUAAAAAGAUAAAUCUAAGUUUAAUAAGAUAUGCAGCAGAGAAGCUUUUUUAUCAUUGUCAUUCAUUAACAAACAUUAAUAUACCAUCAAUCAAUCAAAUAAAUGGGCGUGCUUUUGUUAAUUGUAUUUCAUUAGAGUAUAUUGAUGUAGGUGAAACGUCAAUUAUUUCCUUAGUUGCAUUUUAUAAUUGCACAAAUCUUAAAUAUAUUUAUGGAAAUAAUAUACAAAAAAUAGAACAAUAUGCAUUUUGGAAUUGUCAAAAAUUACAAUAUAUCAAUGCUUCAAAAGUUUAUGAAGUAGGCAAUGAUGCAUUUACAAAUUGCUAUUCAUUACUAUCUUUUAAUUCGAUAAUAAAUAGCUCUCUUGGACAGAAUGCGUUUAUUGGUUGCCGAUCACUUGUGAAUUUCUCUGCAAUAUCAAUUCCAAUUAUAGGGAUUUGUUGUUUUAAAGAAUGUAUAAAUCUUGAGAUAUUCGAUGUAAGAGGAGUAAAUAUCAUAUACGAAAGAGGAUUUUGUAAUUGUCAGAAGUUAAAAAAAUUCGAUUCCUCUCAAGUAUUUCAAAUUGGUCCAGUCUCAUUUUAUCAAUGUUACAUGUUACAAUCAUUCAAUUCAAUACUAAACACAUCGCUUCCCAAUUAUGCUUUUGCCUUUUGCAAAAGGCUUAAAAAUUUCACAGGAAUUUCUAUUCCUGAAAUUUAUCAAAAUUGUUUUCAGAAUUGUUAUGAUUUGGAAUCUUUGAAUGUUAAUGAAAUCAAUGUUAUAAAAGAUGCCGCAUUCACAAAUUGCAAUAAACUGAGACAUUUAAAUGCAUCUAAAGUUUAUUUUGUAGGAUCCGGUGCAUUUGAAGGUUGUAAAUCUUUAGAAACAUUUUAUUCAUCAAUAAACACUUCUCUUCCUGCAGAUUCAUUCAAAUCAUGCAUUUCUCUUGUAAACUUCUCAGCAAUAUCAAUUGAUUCAAUUGGAGAAACUUGUUUUAUAAAUUGUGAAAACCUUGAAAGAGUUUUAGCAUCAAGCAUUUUGGUUAUUGAUAAAAGUGCUUUUUAUAAUUGCAAGAAAUUAAUAUUUAUUAACUCAGAAAAUGUGUUUCGCCUUGGAACUCAUGCAUUCUAUCAAUGCCACUCACUACUUGCUUUUAGAUCAGUUCUAAAUACAUCAUUGGCUUAUAAUACUUUUAUAGGAUGUUAUUCACUUACAAUUUUCAGCGGGUUAAUAAUACCUUCAAUUGGUUCAAGUUGCUUCGAAGGAUGCUCAAGUCUUCAACAAUUUGAUGCACAUGGAAUCACAACAAUUGAUGGAAGAGCAUUUUGUAAUUGUCAACAAUUAACUUCAAUAGAUGCAUCAAAUGUCUAUCAAGUUGGAGAUAAGGUCUUUGUAAAUUGUUACUCCCUCAGAUUUUUUGACUCAAUUAUAAAUACAUCUUUGCGUGAAUAUACAUUUACAUCCUGUUUAUCUUUAGAAAGAUUUUCUGCAAUAUCUGUCCCAGAGAUUGGUGUAGGGUGCUUUAAGAGUUGUAAAAAUCUAGAAUGCGUUUUGUGUCAAAAUAUAACAGUAUUAGGUGAUUCGGCGUUUUAUGGUUGUCUUCGUUUAGCAGAUAUUGAUACAUUCAAUGUUAAAAUAUUAGGAUAUUUGCCAUUCGAAAGAUGUUUAUCUUUGAAGAACUUCAAUUCAUCAUUCAUCACAGAAAUACCACAAAAUUCGUUCAAAGAUUGCAUUGGUAUGAUCGAAGUUAAUUCAUCGCGUGUCACAAACAUCGGAUCAAAUGCUUUCAAUGGAUGCACAUCUCUUAAGUCGAUCAAUCUUCCUAUGCUGGCAUCUAUCUCAGAUUCAUCAUUUUCAGGAUGCACAUCACUCAUCACAUUCACAUCGACAACAUUGAUUGAAAUCGGUCCUAAUGCAUUCGAUAACUGUCAUCAUAUGGAGACAUUCAAUGUUCCAUCUUGGACGAUGAACACCAUAUAUGAUGGAACAUUCCGCAACUGUUACAAUCUCAUGCAUAUCCCAGAUACAUCUUCAGUCAACACAGUUGGGAAAGAAUCAUUCAUGAAUUGUCGCAGCUUAGAAUCAUUCAACACGAACAACUUGGUAACAGUUCAAGAUCGUGCAUUCAAAGGAUGCACAAAUCUCAAGAUUAGCAGCACAAACAUCAUCAAGACAAUCGGACGUGAAUCAUUCAUGCUGUGUUCAUCAAUCACGACAUUCAACUUCCCUUCAUGCACACGUCUUGAUGAAUCAUCAUUCGAAUCAUGCAACAUCAGCGGCACAUUAACAUUGAAGAAAACAUUCCAAUCUAUUCCACAAAAUUCUUUCAGAAACAACAAGAUUUCAAAAUUAAUCAUUAGUGGUUGUAAUAUUGAAAAUGGAGCAUUUUCUGAUAAUGAUAAAUUGGAAAUUUUAGUUUUACAAAAAAUUUCUUCGCGGGAUCAUUCUUUUUUCAAUUCACCUAAUAUUAAAUCGAUUUAUCUUCAUGGAAUGAACUUUUUAUAUGAAGGUACAUUUGAUUUGAUUCAUGCAUGUGUAUAUUAUAAUGGAACAAAAGAUUAUUCGCAUGAUACAACAAUCAGAAUCAUUCAAAGAGUCACUAUCACUAUCUUCGUUACAGAACAAUAUGUUUAUAAGACAUUUUGUAAUCUUAACAUCACACGACUAGAGAGCACUUCUAUUUGUCCAAUUUUCAUUCCAUACUUAUUCCAUUGCUCAAAAGACUGUUCAUCAUAUCAUUAUUUCUAUCAAUCUAUUCAUCUGACUAGUUUAUUACUUGGUCUUACAUAG